AGCGAGAUGCCAAUUCAUGAAUUAUUAAGACUUUACGGCUACGGUAGCACUGUACCUCUACCUGGUGAAGAGGAGGAGGAGGAAGAGGAUGAGGAUGAAGAAGAGGAGGACGACAAUGAUGGGAACAGCGGAUGCAGCGGGGAGAAUAAGGAUGAAACCGUUAAAGAUUCAUCUGGUCAAGAAGAUGAGACUCAAUCGUCUGACGAGCCAGCGCCAUCUGCUACUCAAGACGCACCAGAAGUUACCCGGUCUCGGCGCUGCAAGUACUUUGAUACCAAUAAUGAAAUAGAAGAGGAAUCCGAAGACGAUGAAGAUUAUAUUCCUUCGGAGGACUGGAAAAAAGAGAUCAUGGUGGGUUCUAUGUUUCAAGCUGAAAUCCCGGCCGGUAUUAGAGAAUAUCGAGAAACAGAAAAAGUGUAUGAAAACGAUGACCAGUUACUGUGGAAUCCAGAGUAUGUUGGAGAAGAAAGAGUCAUAGACUUUCUGAUAGAGUCAUCAAAGAGAACUGGGGAGGAGAAAGGACUGGACGCCAUUCCUGAAGGGGCGCACAUAAAGGACAAUGAACAGGCCCUUUAUGAACUGGUGAAAUGUAAUUUUGACACAGAAGAAGCACUGAGAAGAUUAAGGUUUAAUGUGAAGGCAGCGCGUGAAGAGCUCUCUAUUUGGACAGAGGAGGAGUGUCGGAAUUUUGAGCAAGGACUUAAAGCUUAUGGAAAAGAUUUCCACCUGAUUCAGGCAAAUAAGGUAAGAACACGGUCGGUCGGAGAGUGCGUGGCUUUUUAUUAUAUGUGGAAGAAGUCUGAGCGAUACGACUUCUUCGCCCAGCAAACACGAUUUGGGAAAAAGAAGUACAACCUGCAUCCUGGAGUCACGGAUUAUAUGGAUCGGCUUCUGGAUGAAAGUGAGAGUGCUGCUUCCAGCCAGGCCCCGUCGCCCCCUCCCACUACCUCCAACAGCAGCACUAGCCAGUCUGAGAAGGAAGAUGGCGCUGCCAGCAACACUAACCAGAAUGGGGUUUCUUCCAACGCCCCCUCAGACAUACCCAUCAGCAGAGACGACGCUGUCCCAGCACCCGUACAUUUAAACGGUCCCAGCACCGCCGAACCCCCUCCAAACGAGAGCGACACCAACGGCUACAACCGGGACGGCCUCGCCGGGGGCGACGCUAAAUUCAGCCCGGCGAACAACGCCAGGAACGACCGAGAGCCGGAGGAUGCCAGCGAGCGAUCUGCGAAAAGACGGCGAUACGGCAGCCCCGGGAAAGACAGCAGCCCCAGACCGUCGGACAUUGCUCAGGAAAUCUUCUCGCACGGCGAGGUCUGAGAAUGAAGUCGCUCUCUUCUUUCUUUCCAUCGAGACGUUUUGGAAACAAUUGUGUUUCUCGGGGCCGUGAAAUUUCAGGGUUAUGAUGCUUAUUUAACAGGUUCUAUUUUAGAUGUUUUUUUUUUUUCUUCAUACCAUUUCUUGGAACCCCAGAGAACAUUUCACCGCAAUGUUUUUAGAACGGGGAUUUCUUUUUUUU
Molecule: messenger RNA, 1522 nt
Organism: Nanorana parkeri
Lineage: Eukaryota; Metazoa; Chordata; Amphibia; Anura; Dicroglossidae
Product: mesoderm induction early response protein 1-like
Exons: 10
Coding region: 7-1323 (438 amino acids)
Biological process (GO): negative regulation of transcription by RNA polymerase II
Cellular component (GO): nucleoplasm
Molecular function (GO): histone deacetylase binding; transcription corepressor activity
Source: RefSeq, a predicted model, not a curated record